Molecule: messenger RNA, 492 nt
Organism: Merops nubicus (carmine bee-eater)
Lineage: Eukaryota; Metazoa; Chordata; Aves; Coraciiformes; Meropidae
Product: cytohesin-3
Exons: 6
Source: RefSeq, a predicted model, not a curated record
AAUUUAUAUGAAAGUAUUAAGAAUGAGCCGUUUAAAAUUCCAGAGGAUGAUGGAAAUGAUCUAACGCAUACAUUUUUUAAUCCAGAUAGAGAAGGUUGGCUGCUGAAAUUAGGAGGGGGAAGAGUAAAAACAUGGAAACGGAGAUGGUUUAUUCUGACUGAUAAUUGCCUGUAUUACUUCGAAUACACAACAGACAAAGAACCUAGAGGAAUUAUUCCAUUAGAAAAUCUUAGCAUAAGAGAAGUUGAAGACCCUAGAAAACCAAACUGCUUUGAGCUCUAUAACCCCAGUCAUAAAGGGCAAGUAAUUAAAGCAUGUAAAACUGAAGCUGAUGGUAGAGUGGUGGAAGGCAACCAUGUAGUGUAUAGAAUAUCUGCUCCCACUCCAGAAGAAAAGGAAGAGUGGAUUAAAUCUAUCAAAGCAAGUAUCAGCAGGGAUCCCUUUUAUGAUAUGCUGGCAACAAGGAAACGAAGAAUUGCAAAUAAGAAAUAA